GGACUACCCCCCUCUUACUGGACUGCUUCACAUUGCUAUUUCUGCUGUUAAACCCUACUGUGUUUUUCAGCUGGACAUUGUGCCUUUUGUAAGAACGGUUAUUUGGGCUGCCCAGCAUUCAGACUGGAAGAAUGCAGGACAUAAGCUGUGACCAAAUGGUUCCUCUGUCUCAGAUGUUAAAAGAAGCCUACUCUGCUGAGCGAAGAGCGAUGGAGGGCUGCAAUGAUGCACUCCGACCUGAGGCAAGCUCACCAGACCAGUGUUAUGGCUCCAGUGCUGACACAAAUGAAGAUGGGGAAGACUUCUUCCCUGGCCUCACAGCUUUUCUAAGCCAGGAUGAAAUUGAUAAAAGCCUCAACCUUGCCAGGGAAGCAUUUGCUGAAGACAGCCUAGCAGAUUCCAAAGUAGAUGAAAAUGAUGCUCUAUUCACUAACUGUCCGUUUGCUAACUUUUCUGAAAGCACUUCAUCACCAGAGACCAAACAAAUUCACUAUGAAGACUUGAAAACUGCUCAGGAAUCAUCUCCAAUAACAGCUGCUAAUCCAGAAAAAAUUAAAAAAUAUCAGCAGCUGGUAACUGAGAAUACCCAUAAGGCUGUCCCAAAGUCUAAACAAAUGCAAAAUAAAGAUGUGCUGGUGAAUAAGAAGGACCCUGAAAGAUAUCCUGGCCCUAAAGCACCCUCAUUUAUCGAAGAACUUUCAUCUAUUUUUAGAAGUGCUUCAAAACAGGAACAGAACCUCAGUGAUGACUCAUCCUCCCCAGAUAGUGGUUACUUGUCUCCAAAAAAUCAAGAGAACAUAUCAGUGAAACAGUUUACAGCAGCCUGGAAAAAUGGAAGCCCCCAUAGUUCCGAGUCUAACCCCACAGCUGACUGGAGGAGUGGGACUGCGCACUCAAGUGACAGGUCUAGUGGGACACCUACGCCUCCUCAUUUCACCCAGAAGUUAAAGAGCCAAGAAGUGGCUGAAGGAAGUCCAGUUCGCUUGGAGUGCAGAGUCAGUGGUAAUCCAGAGCCUCUUGUAAGAUGGUUCUGUGAAGGCAAGGAGCUAAGCACAUCACCAGAUAUACAGAUCUGCAAAGAUGGAGACCUUCACACAUUAGUAAUUAGUGAAGCUUUUGAAGACGACACAGGCCGCUACACUUGCACAGCUACAAACUCCUUCGGCUCUGACAAUACUUCAGCAGAGGUUUACGUUGAAGGUGCAUCUUCCUCAGACUCUGAAGGUGAAAUCUCUAUGUUACACACAAAAUUAGGAGAUAUGCCUCAAGUACAGAAGAAAACAACAUCAGUCUCAUUGACGAUUGGCUCUCCUUCACCCAAGAAUCCAAAAGUCAACCAGCUUCGCUCAACUUUGAUCCAGCCACUUUCAACACAAAGGACUAUGAGUCCUGUUUCUUCAACAUCUGGGCAAGAUGGACUUGUUUCAGGUCCUCCUGUAUACACUAAGCCACUACAAAAUGUGACAGCAUCUGAGGGCCAAGUUGUCGUCUUAGAAUGUAGAGUUAAAGGGACCCCGCCAUUGCAAGUACAGUGGUUUAGACAGGGAGAAGAAAUCCAGGAUUCUCCAGAUUUCCGAAUUCUACAGAAAAAGCCUAGAUCUGCAGCAGAGCCAGAAGAGAUUUGUACUCUGGUGAUCUCUGAAACAUUCCCUGAAGAUGGUGGUAUAUUUACAUGCACUGCAAGCAAUCAAUAUGGAUCUGUAACUAGCACUGCUGAGCUAGUGGUUUGUCCAGUGAAGGCUGAAUCCACUCGAAAUGGUGUAAAUGCUGAAGACAGUGAGGAUUUUCAAGACUUUCCACCUCCUCCUCCUUUCACAGAAAUCAGCUCACUUGAGCUACCUCCAAAAAAAAAUAAUACAGAAAAUGUCCAUGUCAAUGAGCUGGAGAUUUGGCCAAGUGUGGCAGCCCUUCAGCUUCAGUUAACCCCUUCCAAUGAGUCUGUGAGCCAAACUAAUGGUAUUGUCAAUGGAAAUAAGUGUGAUGACCAGCCUGCUGUCUCCCCUUCUCCUCCAGAAUUGCUUUCCCCAAUGAAAGAACCACCUCCACUACUAGCUAAGCCGAAAAUGGAUCCAGAAAAACUGAAGGCACUACACGAACAAGUUCUGUUGGAGCAGCAGGCCCUUUUCUCCCUUCAGCAACAGUCCUCCCCACCAUCUCCACCACUCCCACCUCCUCCUUCCUUCCAAGAGCUGGAAAGCAGUCAGCAAAAUUCAUCUCAGAUCAGCCAGGCUAAUUCACACGGCAUCUCCAGUGGAGCCAUGCAGACCACCAGUACCUUCAACUAUGCACGUCCUAAACAGUUCAUUGCAGCCCAAAAUGCCAUGAGCCCAUCAUCUGGGUACCUUUCUCCUUCUUCUGGUUCUUCAUGUUCCAGCCUGACAUCCCCACCUACCUCACACAAACAAUUCAGCAAAGCCAGCACAUCUCCUUUUCAGCAUCAGUACUCCAGUGAAAGUGAGCAACCUACAUCUCCCUCUUCACCUUCCUUUCCUCCACCACCUCCUCCAUUCCUUAGUCCCACAAGUGCUGGAGCCUUGCCGGAUUUUCCUUUACCGCCACCACCUCCUCCACUCCCUCUGUCCUCCAGCCCACCGCUUCCUUCUGCUCAGGUUAUAACAAGUGAAGGGAGGAAUUCUCCAUUUUCAGGACUACAAUCACCAGCAGGAUUCCUCAGCUCAGUUCUGCCAUCACAGCCACCAACUCUGCCUGUCAACUCUCUGGGGCUACCUAAAGGUGGUAGCACUAUGGGAUUCCCAAAGAAAAAUGUCAGGUCUACAAGGAUAGCAUCAGACUCUGAGAUCCAGGGCACCAAAGAUGCUGUCAUACAAGAUUUGGAAAGAAAGCUUCGUUUUAAAGAAGAACGAUUCAACAAUGGCCAGCAGAGGCUAACAUACGAGGAGAAAAUGGCCCGUCGGCUCCUUGGAGCUGACAAUGCAGCCACUGUGUUUAACAUCUCAGAAACAGCAGAAGAACCCAACCUCCAGGAGUACAAAGUGUCCAGCUUUGAGCAACGCCUGAUCAGUGAGAUUGAGUACCGCUUGGAGCGAUCUUCAGUGGAGGAGUCAGAUGAUGAGGUACAGCAUGAAGAAGGAGAAUCUCCUGGUGAGAUGGUGGCUCCAUUUUUUGAUAUCAGACUGAAGCAUUACAAGGUGUUUGAGGGCAUGCCAGUCACGUUCACCUGCAAAGUCAUUGGAGAUCCCAAGCCAAAAAUCUACUGGUUUAAAGAUGGCAAGCAGAUUUCCAAAAGGAGUGAACACUACAAGAUUACCCGUGAGCCUGAUGGGACAUGCUCUCUACAUAUUACUGCUGUUUCCUUGGAUGAUGAUGGAAAUUACACCAUCAUGUCUGCCAACCCCGAGGGCAGGACCAGCUGCACUGGAAGGAUGAUGGUACAGGCUGUGAAUCAGAGAGGGCGUUCACCACGGUCACCCCCUGGACACAUCAGAAGACCAAGAUCCCGGUCCCGAGACAGUGGUGAUGAGAACGACACCAUACAGGAGCGUCACUUCCGGCCUCAUUUUCUACAAGCUCCUGGUGACAUGAUUGUUCAGGAGGGCAAGCUUUGUAGGAUGGACUGUAAGGUUAAUGGGUUGCCAACUCCUGAUCUGAUCUGGCAACUUAAUGGACACACCAUCAGUCCUGACAACUCUCACAAGAUGCUAGUUCGAGAAAAUGGAGUACACUCCCUUAUUAUUGAGCCAUGUACAGCCAGGGAUGCUGGAAUCUACACCUGCAUUGCAACCAACCGAGCUGGACAAAACUCAUUCACUCUGGAACUCAUCGUAGCAGCAAAAGAGAUGCAUAAAGCCCCGGCCUUCAUUGAAAAGCUACAAAACACAGGGGUGGCGGAAGGGUAUCCUGUGCGUCUGGAAUGCAGAGUUUCUGGGGUGCCAUUCCCACAAAUAUACUGGAAGAAGGAGAACGAAUCCCUGACUCACAACACUGAAAGAAUCAGUAUGCAUCAGGACAACCAUGGCUAUAUCUGUAUGAUAAUUCAGCCUGCAACAAAAGAAGAUGCCGGCUGGUACACAGUGUCUGCUAAAAAUGAAGCAGGAAUUAUUUCUAGUACUGCCAGACUGGAUGUCUACACUCAAUGGCAACAGCAGUCUCAGACUCCCAAGUUAAAAAAAGUGCGUCCUUCAGCUAGCCGAUAUGCAGCCCUGACUGAAAAAGGCCUGGAUGUCAAAGCAGCAUUCUUCCCUGAAUCCAGUCCAGUUCACCUGCUGACACAGCCAGGAUUGGUGGAGAGCGACGACCUGUAGGGCAAAACAGUUGGAGAAGUUGUGGCACUUGUCGCCAGCUUGCUAUAAGAUCUCUUGGAAAACUAGACAUCAACACUUUUUGUAAACCAAUGGAUCCUAAACAAGGCCUGUGAAGAAGCCUGCACUGCUUCAGCAUUCACCUUGGUAAUGAUGGAAAAGAGUCGGAACUCCAUGUUUACCCGCUGCAGACAUUAUAGCAAUAUUUUACUUGCACCAGACUUUUUAUACUUUGCUACCGGAGACAGUAGCUACAGUAUAUUAUGAAUAUUAAAGUAUAUUAAUAUUUUAAAAUAUUUUAUAACAGAUCAGUAUUUUAAACACCAAGUUUCUAUAGCUAUGGACAAGUCUUUGCUAAUCAAAAAUAUCACAUUUUUGCAUUUUUUCUUUCAUUAAAUGAUACACAUCAUGACAGGUUAGUAUAGCUGUACUUACAUAUCAACGGACUGGUACGAAACUUCAGGCCAUAACUGGCAAAACAGGUACAUUAGUGUAACUGAAAACAGAUAUUUGUUUUAGUUUCUUUUUAAAUAUAAAUUAAUGUUAUCUAGACUCUCUGGAUAAUGACUCAAAGCAUACAGUGGCCACUAGGAUCACAUGAUUUAUUUGUUUUUGUAUUUUCUUAUUGUUACUUAUUGAAAAGUAUUACAUGAACUUGCAUGAUUUAUGGGUGAAAAUUCCGGGUGGGGGGGGGGGUGUUUUUCCAUAAAAAUGAUGUGAAAUAAAAGGUAACUGGUGUAAAUUGGUUAAAAAAAGAAAAAGAUAUUUAUUUCUUCAAAAAUAUUGGUGUCAGGACUAGAAUUUCUGUACUAGCAGAAGAGACAGAUGUCGGGCAGGGCCCAUCCAAGUGUUUUCUUAAUCAGUGUCACCCUAAAAGCAGCAUACAAUAUAAGAACAAGUCCAGUCCACCAGCCAUAUUUAAAAAGUAAUCAGAAUUGGUUCAGACAGUAUAUGUCAAGUUAAGUAUAAUUCAAAGGGAAAAACAUUAAAGAAAGUUGAAAAUGGUGUCUGAGAAAGAUGAGCUGUCAGUAAACACAGAUGAGGUACUGUAUGUGGACAGUGGAUUAGUAAGUUGAUGCAAAGGCAGGGCUAGGAGGAAAUGGGCAUGGUCCACUGUAAUUACUAUAGGACUUUGUCUUUCAUUUCAGUAAACAUUAGCUGUGUGUGUGUGUGUGUGUGUGUGAGACCCUUUGGAGGCACCAAGGCAUCACCUUGGUGAACUGCUUGAAAUUGUAUAAAGUGGUACUGACUAUAGGAUAAACUCCUCAGAAGGUAGUAGAUAAGCCAUCACUCCUGGUUGCCACAAACGUUUUCAGCAUUUGGACUGUCUGUAUUCCCUCAUUAUAAAGGUAGUGCCUUGUGUAUCACAAGUAUAUUUUUCAUGGUUUAUAUGUGUGUAUUAUAUUUUGUAUUGAAAUGUGUCAAAUUUCCCAAAUGAAGACACAAGUGUAUGUUAAUACAAGCACACAAAAGGAUCAGACUUUGGGCACCACUGAGUAAAGAUUUUCUUAAGUUAAAUAUUUACAGUUCUUGCAGUUUUAAUUAUAUAACAAAAUUGUUUUGUGUCCUUGUUUAUCAUCACAUGUAUUGUCUUCCUGUUGUCAAACAUGCUCUGUAAUUAUUAUUAUGCUGCUGCUUUAUCACAUUUCUCUAACUAAGCCACUGGAUGCUUCCUGGAUUGUUGAAAACAAAGCAAAAAAAUAAACUAAGAAAAAAAAAACAA
Messenger RNA from Polypterus senegalus (gray bichir), 5982 nucleotides. It is a transcript of the gene palld, whose product is annotated as palladin, cytoskeletal associated protein. NCBI's taxonomy places the organism in Eukaryota, Metazoa, Chordata, Cladistia, Polypteriformes, Polypteridae. Bases 132 to 4262 code for a protein of 1376 amino acids. The transcript is spliced from 21 exons. The record is from RefSeq and is a predicted model, not a curated record.